Messenger RNA from Cyclospora cayetanensis, 1593 nucleotides. Its product is annotated as mucin-1-like. The coding region runs from base 1 to 1593 and encodes 530 amino acids. NCBI's taxonomy places the organism in Eukaryota, Apicomplexa, Conoidasida, Eucoccidiorida, Eimeriidae. The transcript is spliced from 4 exons. The record is from RefSeq and is a predicted model, not a curated record.
AUGAAGCCCUUCUCUCUAAAAACGGCCGUCUCGGCCCUGACGGUCCUUGUUCUCUCUUCCUUAACAAACGCCUCCAAUCCGUUGCCCAAAGGUAGCUUGCCCUUUGAACUCCCAAGUCCAAGACCAUUGGAAGGUUGCAUGUUUAGAUGCUCGUGGAGGCCUUCGCUAGACUAUUUUCCGUCUACUGCAAGCCACGACUCCACUGGAGCUGCAGAGGGCCUGAUCUCGCCCAGGAAGAAUACUUUUGUGCUUCCCGCAGGAAACAUUGGCGACUACAGUGUAUUUACAGAAUAUGGGAGAAACAAAGCCGAUAACCUAAGAGGGGAGAGUGCCCAAAUCUCUGCCUACCCCUCCUGGUUACAGGAAUCAACUUCUCUACAGCUGCAAGGUCCCAAUCCCAGCGGAAAUUCGGACAGUGCUGCCGAUGCUUCCAAUAAGCAAGGCAAUAAAGCACCAGGUGCUCAGGCAAGUGGCGGGUCUAAAGAAAAAGACGCUGAAAAACAUGACUCCAGUGGAGACGAAAGUGACAGCUCCAAGAGUACACAUCCUGCACUUACAAAACUGGGCAACAGCCCUAAACCCAAACCUAAGGGCAGUCCCAAAGGAAUCCCUCCCAAGAAGCCUGUCCCGACUCCCCGGAAAUACUCCCCCAAGAACAAGAACGUUCCCUCUCCUGCACCCCGUAAAACAACCCCCACUCAUUCCCCCGCGCCUGGCUCUCCCAGCAGUGCACACGCCUCUGGAGCGCAUGCAUCAAGUCACGCCGAUGCGGAUAAGGCACACGGCGAAGCUGAAGCGUCAAGCGCCGGUCAAAGUCAACAGCAUGCUCAGGGGAAGGGGGACGAUGAUUCCAGUUCUUCACAGGAGGCGCAGGCUUCAGGUGUACCAACUGAUGGGGAAGGGUCAAAACACCCCGACACGCAAGCUGGUCCUAUUACAGUCACUGCUCAAGUGCAUCAUUCUUCGGGCGACUCUUCUGAGGAAGCUGGAGGUGCAGGGGCAGCACAAAACACACAAGACGGAGCAUCCCAUGACAGUCCACACGCCACAUCAAGUGCCGCUCUUUCGGGAGGGUCGGCAGUCCUUGGCGAUGGCGAUGGCAUAGACGUCUUAUCCACGGAGGAUGAGGCAGACGAACCAAAGAAAAAGGGAAGAAAAAAAAAGAAAAUGUCGCUAGGUGUAAGCAGAAACGCAGGCCUGAUGAGUGUUUUCGAUGGAAAGAUUCCGAAGGACGAUGAACAAGGAAGAAGCAAUCCAAGUCUUCAUCCAAACGGAGGAGGCAAAAAAUUUACGCAUCCCAUCACAGAAGAAGAGGAGCCAGAGAAAAAGCACAAGAAGGGUAAAGGCAAACGAGCUUCGAAAAAAGCAACCAAAACAAAAUUAACAGGCAAAGAAGAUAGUUUCUUCUGUGGGAGUGAUUUGGGAACCUUUUACAGUGGAGUCCGCGACUUGCAUAGCCAACUCGAAGCCAAAACAAAGAAGGUAACGCGCAGAUUCUGGAAAAGAAAGAAGACGAAAAUGAAGGCUGUCCAGGUGCGUAACCUUGCACCGACCGUAUGGGGGAAGUACGGACAAAACAGGCUUUCUUUAUGA